Symbiodinium necroappetens is the source of this 2610-nucleotide messenger RNA. The record is from the annotation of a GenBank genome assembly. Lineage: Eukaryota; Dinophyceae; Suessiales; Symbiodiniaceae.
AUGCGGGUACAACAGCUCCGGGCGGCGAACACCGAGGAUGUGGGCACCGUCACAUGUAUGAUCAGCACGUGUCGGCAGGGCUCCUUGCUGGGGCUCGCGAUCACACCGCUCGUCGCCAAACCUCAUCGAGCUUCUGGCAAUGAUGAGCUCCCGAACGUCUUCCUCAAGCUGAGUUCCUUUGAGGGCGGCAAAUUGUGGGUCGAGGACAACAUGAUCCUAUUCAAUGCCAAAGAGGCUCUUCACAUGACCAUGCCUUGGAAAGGCACAUCAAUACUUCCAAUGGGAUCAACAUGGCUACCGUGCACGGAAAAGCUUGAGCUCCCUUCUACGGAUGCCAAUGUGGCGGCCAUCAAGUGGCUGCGAUCACGGCUGCCUGACCAGCCGUUGCAGGGCUGGGUUCUUGGUGAGAGGCGGGCCUAUCGACAGAUCCCGAUCUCGCCGGCCCAUCGGAAAUGGAGUGUGGUCGCACUCAAGGAUCCGGCUGCAGGCAAGGUCGCCUUCUUUGCGAUGAUCGGCCACUCGUUGGUUGGUGUCCGCGGUCUACAACCACCGUUCGGCAGCAAUCACCGACAUCCUUCGGCGGUCUUCACCGUGGCCGCGUUCAAUUUCUAUGAUGACAAGUCUAUGAUGACAAGAGCGUUCGCGCUGGCGGAGCAGGUUCACUGGUGGUUAGGAAACUUCGAGGGAAGCCUUAAUGUUCGGGGCUUCUCAGUUUUGGGGGAAGAUAGGGUGCUGGGAGCUCAGGCACGUCAGAUCUCGCCCGCCCUUGCACUCGAGCGGACCGACUUGCUCGCCGCCGAGGCAACGCGGACUUGCUGCGUCCUCAGCAGGCUGGUGGACGACUGCGACGAGUUGCCACUGUUGGAGGGGAACAGGCCUUUCUUUGGUAGACCUGUCGGAGAAGGCCAAGGCAAGCAGAAGCGGCAGCGGCAAAUCAAGAAAGUUCAAGAUUCCGUGGCAUGGUUUUCGACUACUUUGUUGCAGCCCCUUCGGUCUCUGGUGGACGACAUGGUGGCCAUGUCCAGCCUGGAAUUAGUUGGCAUCGACGAUCACACUGCCCCCGGCACGGGGAUGUUGAGCAGCAAAACCUCGAAAGACAAAAUCAAGACUGCAGAGGAGCUUGAGAACCUCAACACGGCUUUCCGUGCCAUGCGCAGCGCUAUCAGGUCCUGGUCGCUGUUUGUUCCCCCCUCUGUGGUGGAACGCUUCUACGAUGCAGGACUAGAGGUAACGGUUUUGUUCUGUGACAUCGAAGGCUUCGAGGAGACUUGUCGCGAGAUGGAUCCCGACGCCGUCCUGAGCAAGCUUACAGGUGUCUUGGGGACAAUCGCAGAUGAAAUACAGCUCCAGAAUGGGACGUUUCUGGAGUUCAUCAGCGAUGAGGUCAUGGCCGUGUUCAAUGCACCCAACAAGCUGCCUAACCACGCCCGCUGCGCAGUCAGGUUCUGCAACACGCUGCAUGUUGGCAUGAGGCUGCCUCCAGCGAAGGCUUUCAUUUCCAAAAGUAUCCUGCCGUAUUGUGAAGUGUGUUACUCUUUGCUAAUUUUGCUGGUGAUGGGGGGCGCUGUGGCCGCCGCCGCUUACCAGGCGGCGGCGCUUAGGAACAUUGGUUCUCACCAGAGGAUCAAGUACGGCUUGCUCGGAGACGGUGUGAACCUUGCUGCGCGCAUGAAAGGCUUGAAUACCAGAUAUGGAACCUGCACACUUUGCAGCCAAAAUGCGCUGUCGGCGCAACAGAUACCCUUGAACCUUGCAACCAGGCCGGUUGAUCUGGUGGCCGUGAAAGGCAAGAGCGAACCCACCAAGGUUUGUGAAGUCAUUGGCUUCAUGAAUGAGCACCCGUCGCUGGCAGAGGCAGUGAAACGUCACCAGCUGGCCUUCGACCUAUACUUGGCACGGAAGUUCAAGGAGGCUAUGGAAAAGUUCGAGGAGGAUGCUCACGGACCGACCAACACUCCAGAAGCUGUGCGAUUGAAUGUGGGUGCUUGCUCUCAGGAGUACAUGAAGAAUCCUCCGCCUCCCGAGUGGGUUGCCUCCAGCUUGGCAGUUCUUCAGCAUGUCGGUGGGUACAAUGCAAAUUCACUGUCGUGGACCGUCGCUGUUGGGAAGGCACUGGCACAACGGCCCUUGAUGCCACCUGUGUCCUGGGCAAUUCGCUCUGCAUACCGUGGACGACCCUCAGAGCUCAAGGCGAAGAGGACCCGACAAAACUUCUGGGAGGCCGGGCCCCGCGCGCCCGGCGUAGGUUUCGAUUCCUGCCUUUGGCAUUUGGAGGGAAGACAUUUGGACACGACAAGGUUCGGCGUGCCGCAGCGGCAGAAAAAUCAGAUAAAGGAGAACAUCAUCGGCAACGCGCAGCAGGAGAAUGAUGCGAAACUUGCGCAGGCGAAUGGAAUUUUACCGGCUGAAUCCGUGGAGUCACAUGUGCUUCAGGUAGAAGAUGGCGACGGCAAGGACGAUGGCAGCAGUGCGAAACGGCCCUGCGGAGCAGGCUGCGCCUGGCAAAGCACAUUUUGCCAAAGCCCAGAGGUGUUGCGGCUGAAAGGGGAUCAGAGUAGUCAAAUCCGCGUGAAAACUGAUGGUGCAGCUUCGGGCAUGGUGGGCAUUUGA